Molecule: messenger RNA, 3220 nt
Organism: Prorocentrum cordatum
Lineage: Eukaryota; Dinophyceae; Prorocentrales; Prorocentraceae
Source: the annotation of a GenBank genome assembly
AGGCUGACCUCGGCGAUUCCAACUACGACGAGUUCAGCGGUUAUUCUGGGUCGCUAUUUUCGAAUAUGGAAUACGACGAGGAGGACAAGGAGGCCGACGUCGUCUAUGACCGCGUCGACGUGAAAAUGGACGACCGUCGACGCAAGCAGCGCGAGAAGAAGAUGCGCGAGCAGAUCAGGGAGCUCCGCGCGGAGAAGCCCACAAUCCAGCAGCAGUUUGCCGACCUCAAGCGCGAGCUGGCGACGGUCAGCAACGAGGAGUGGGAGGGCAUCCCAGAGGCGCAGGAGCACCUGAAGGUGAAGGGGCGCAAGGCCACGAGCUUCACCCCAACGCCAGACGCGCUGCUGGCGGGCAUGAUGGGAGGUGGCAACAGGGCGGUCGGCGGCGCUGCCACACCGCUGGGCGGCGCCGGCACUCCGCUGGGCGGGGGCUUCGGCACGCCGAUGGGCCUGCGGACCCCGAUGGGUCUGCGCACGCCGACAGGCCUGCGUACCCCAAUGGGCCUGCGUACCCCGAUGGGCCUGCGCACCCCGCAUGGGGCUGGCACGCCGAUGGGCAUGCACACGCCGAUGAGCGGUAUGCACACGCCGAUGGGCAUGCACACGCCGAUGAGCGGAAUGCACACUCCAAUGGGCAUGGCCACGCCGAUGGGCAUGCGGACACCGAUGGGCAUGGCGACGCCGAUGGGAAUGCACACACCCAUGGGCAUGCACACGCCGAUGGGGAUGCGGACGCCAGGCAUGCGCACCCCAGGUCUUCGGACGCCGGGCACGCCACACACGCCCCACGGCGGGGGAGGCUCGCUCAACGACCUGGGGGAGGCGCGAGGCACUGUGCUUGCGGUGAAGCUCGACAGAAUCAUGGACAGCGUGACAGGUCAGACCGUCAUGGACCCGAAGGGUUACCUGACAGAUCUGAACGCACUGCAGGUGCAGUCCGACGCGGACAUCAGCGACAUCAAGAAGGCGCGCACGCUGCUGAAGAGCGUGAUCACCUCCAACCCGAAGCACGGCCCCGGUUGGAUUGCUGCGGCCCGCCUGGAGGAGGUUGCCGGCAAGGUGCAGUCCGCCCGCCAGCUCAUCGCCCAGGGUUGCAAGCAUUGCCCUAACAAUGAGGACGUUUGGCUCGAGGCCGCUCGGCUGGAGAAGCCUCAGAACGCGAAGGCGGUGGUCGCGAAGGCGGUAAAGUCCUUGCCACACAGCGUGCGCCUCUGGAUCGACGCGGCGAACCGUGAGCAGGACGUGCAGGCGAAGGCCCGGGUGUUGCGGAAGGCCCUGGAGUUCAUCCCGAAUUCUGUCCGACUGUGGAAGGAGGCCGUCAGCUUGGAGGACGAGGUCGAGGCCCGCGUGAUGCUCGCGCGAGCCGUGGAGUGCGUGCCCCACAGUGUAGAGAUGUGGUUGGCUUUGGCGAAGCUCUCCUCCUACAAGGAGGCGCAGCGGGUGCUCAACGAGGCUCGCAAGCACAUCCCUACCAGCCCCGUCAUCUGGGUCACGGCGGCGAAGCUUGAGGAGACCCAGGGCAACGAGAAAAUGGUCGAGCUCAUCCUCACACGCGCUAUCGACUCGCUCGCAGCGAACGGCGUCACGCCAGACCGUGACAUGUGGCUGAAGCAGGCCGAGGAGGCGGAGAAGACUGGGUUCAUCAAGACGUGCCAGGCCAUCGUGAAGGUCACUAUCAAAGUCGGAGUGGAUGAGGAUGUCAAGGGCAUGAAGCAGAAUUGGAUCCAGGACGCCGACGCGGCCAUCAACAGAAAUUCCAUCGAGGUGUCGCGUGCCAUGUACAACAACGCGGUCAUGCACCUGAAGAACAAGAAGGGCCUCUGGUUGCGGCUUGCGGAGCUGGAGACGAAGUACGGCACCUCGGAGUCUCUCGACAACGUGUUGCAGCGCGCGGUCACUUAUUGCCCGCACGCCGAGAUCUUGUGGCUCAUGGCGGCUAAGCAGAAGUGGCUUCGCGGAGAUGUCGCGUCGGCCCGCCGCAUCCUCGCCGAGGCAUUCAGCCACUCCAAGGAUUCGGAGGCAAUCCACUUGGCCGCCGUGAAGCUGGAGAGCGAGAACAACGAGAUUCAGCGUAGCCGCCUGCUUCUUGCGAGGGCUCGGCAGCAGUGCAAUACGCCGAAGGUGUGGAUGCAGUCCGUGCAGCUGGAAAGGGAGCAGGGCCUCUUCCAGCAGGCGCUCCAUCUUUGCGAGGAAGGCCUUCGGGAGCACCCCUCCUACGCGAAGAUGUGGAUGAUCGGAGGGCAGAUCCACAUGGAGAAGUCGCCGCCCGAGCUGCUAGAGGCCGCCAAGUUCUUCGAGCGAGGGCUCACCAAGUGCCCGCGCAGCGUGCCGCUCUGGCUCUGCGGGGUGGAGUGCGAAGUGCGGCAGCAGAAGUACACGAAGGCUCGCUCUUUGCUGGAGAAGGCGCGCCUGAGAAACCCUGGUGCCGACCUGCUCUGGCUCAAGGGGGUCGAGGUCGAGAUGAUGGACGGCAGCGAGAGGCUGGCGCACCAUCUCAUGAGCCGCGCUCUCCAGGAGUGCCCUACAAGUGGUAUCAUGUGGGCGAAGGCCGUGGAGCUCGAGCCAAAGCAGGGGCAGAAUGCCAAGAGCGUGGACGCUCUCAAGAAGUGCGAGAACGACGCGCACGUGAUCGUCUCGGUGGCGAAGCUCUUCUGGAGGGACGGGAAGAACGCGAAGGCCAGGAAGUGGUUCAACCGUGCAGUAACGUUGAACCCGCGCUUGGGCGACGCCUGGGGUGCGUAUCUGGCCUUCGAGCUGGAGCAUGGCACCGCGCACGAGCAGCGGGAGGUGAUCCGCAAGUGCGUGGAUGCGGAGCCCAAUCAGGGCAUCGACUGGAACCGCGUUGUGAAGAGGGUCGGGAAUUGGCGCGCGAAGUGGGCUGUGAAGCUCAAGCGCUACAUCGAGGAAGGGGGGGCGCAGGCGGCGAUGGCAGGAGCUGAACACGCGACCGCAGCCUCCACCGUCCGCAGGACCCCUACGCCGCCAUGGCCGCCGCGGCGGAGGCGGAGGCCGCGGAGAAGGAGGACCGGCGUGGAGGUCAAGGACGAGGCUGGCGUCAUGAAGCGCGAAGCCUUCGAGCCAGCUAAAGAGUUCCAAGGUGCACGGCCAGGUUGGGCCUUCAAGGACACAUGGGCUCUCGCGGCCUGGGCUACUACCGGGACGCCAAGCAGGAGGCGGUCAAGGCAGAGAAGAAGGAGGAGAAAAAGGAGAAGGGCAAGGCG